This is a messenger RNA of Pecten maximus, 5888 nucleotides long. Its product is annotated as guanine nucleotide exchange factor DBS-like. Bases 272 to 3664 code for a protein of 1130 amino acids. Gene Ontology annotation, cellular component: cytoplasm. The transcript is spliced from 26 exons. The record is from RefSeq and is a predicted model, not a curated record. Gene Ontology annotation, molecular function: protein binding; guanyl-nucleotide exchange factor activity. NCBI's taxonomy places the organism in Eukaryota, Metazoa, Mollusca, Bivalvia, Pectinida, Pectinidae. Gene Ontology annotation, biological process: intracellular signal transduction.
AGUGUGUGUGGGCUGAUGUGUAAAAACGAGUAUCGCAAAUAUAAUUAACUAAUCAAUUUUACGCGAAGAAGAGAAAAUGUCGUUUUAAACACAUUGUUUCAAAAUAUAAUCAAACGUUCAGCUACCUGUACAGGUGCGCUUAUCAUCAACCUGAGGGAAUAUAAUAUCGUGACAUCAUCAAAGUAUGGCGGAAGUCACAAAUACCUACAACCUUCAUCAGAUGUGAUACGGAUUUUCGCUUUUUAUCGGUAUCAAAGAAUGUGAGGAGACAAUGGUGGAGGUUGUAUGCCCCUACAGCGUCCUGGAUGUAGCUCAGCUGCUGCAGGCCAAGUUUGCCUUCGUAUCAGGUGGGAAGGCAAAAAAUGGGGCACCCAUCAUGACGUUUCCUGAAAACCCUCAGCAACCCGAUAUAACGGAUAGUGAUUACAAGAAAAUAGUCCACUACCUCGCCUGUAUCCCACCACUUCAUGAGACGGAGCUUGGUUUUGUUAUUGUACUGGAUAGACGACAGGCAGGAUGGAGUUCGGUUAAAUCCCUUCUGCUUAAAAUGUCUGAAUUUUUCCCCAAGCAUUUACAGGUUGUUUUUUUGCUGCAACCUCACGGCUUCUUCCAGAGGGCAUUUGCAGACAUGAGGUCAAAAUUUGUCAAAGAGGAACUAGAAUUCAAGGUUGUGAUGUGUAAUGACCCUAACCAGAUGUUUGAGUAUAUUGACCCUAGUCAGCUGACCAAAGAGGUCGGAGGCCAGUUGGAAUAUGAUGCUAAUGAAUGGACUCAACAUCGAGCUGCUGUUGAAAAGUUCUCCACAAACAGUGAAAAAAUUGCAACUGCGAUUGCUGUCCUAGUGAAAAAGUUUCAGGAAAUGGAGGUUCCCAAUGAUGUGAAAGGAACAGAGGCACUCAUCCAUGACCACAUAAUGGGCCGGAAAGAAAUAAUCAACGACCUUAUGUCAUCCGACGAUCAUGGGAAAACGAUACUGAGCUGUAUCAAGGGAGAUAACCCUCGCACGCCGCUGAUACAUCAAACACAUGUUCUCAAUCUAGAGAGGUUGCUUAUGCAGCUGGAAGAAACCAAAUCAAACUUUGUGAGAUUCUGGGAAGUGCAUGAAAAACGUCUCAAACAGUCACUUCAGCUGCGACAAUUUGAAGAAGAAUUCAAACUAUUCCAGUACAGCUAUGAACAUCGGAUUGAGGAGCUAGAGAAGGCGAUGUCGGACACCGGAGAGACACUUCAACAGGUGGAGACCCUCAUCAAGGAUUUUCACACCUUUGAGGAGCAGGCCAAGAGAGACCUUGAGCAGGCCGAAAAGAUGAGGACGAAUGGCGAACAACACAUAAUGGACGACCAUUACGCUGUGGACUCAAUACGUCCGAAGUGUAUCGAACUACAGCGCAUGUGUGAUCAGUACCGAGAGUUACUACGCCGACGACGUGAACUCCUUGACACGUCACAUGACCUUCAGGACAGAAUUGACAAGGCCAACAAAUGGUGUACAAAGGGCGUGGACAUGUUAUCAAAGCAACAGGUGGAUGCUUGUCAGACCCCCCAGGGAGCUGAAGUUGCACUCAGGGACAUUGAGAGUUUUGUUGCAACUGCUGGACAACUCCGUCUCAACAACCCAAAAGAGUUCCGACAGUUGUUUGAAAACAUGAUCACACCUGAGACAAGAGCAAAUGUGCAGAAAGUACUGAAGAGAAUUGAGGACGUACAAGCUAUGUGUGAGAAGCGUCAUCAUAGCCUGCAGCAAGUAGCCAAGCCAUCAGCCCGCCCAAGUACCUCACACCGCGUACCACCCGCCCACGGCCAUCCCCCACAUCCUCCACAUUCUCAUCAUCACGACGUUGAUCAGAAACGCAAAACUAAUACUGAAAACCAGCAACGUCAACAGGGCAUCUACGAAAGGUCGGCUCGGUUACGGACCGAUGGCAGUGCAUCCUCCCGUCCUUAUAUUACACCUCCGUGUUCAAACCUGGGCAGUCUCCCGGAUAGUCUUAAUGUUGGUGAGAAGACUCGUGCCUCUGUGACCUCUAUGUCAACUACGACCUCUUCAGGGUCAUCAGGGUCAGCAAGGUCAACGAGCAUGAUGGACACAGAUACGCUAAUGGCUAAGAGGAGACAUGUGCUGAAUGAGCUGAUAGAGACAGAGAAAACUUAUGUGUCACAACUCUACGAUAUUAUAAAGGGUUAUUUGAUGGAGUUGGACAACAGGACCAUGCAGCACCUCAUUCCAGAUGAACUCGUGGGCAAGAAAGAAAUACUCUUUGGCAACCUAGAACAGAUAUAUUCUUUUCAUAAAAAUAUAUUUCUUCAAGAACUACAGAAUUGUAGGGACCAGCCGGCAAAAGUAGGAAAAUGUUUUGCCAAUAGGAAUGAAGAGUUCCACCUGUACAGCGUCUAUUGCCAAAACAAGCUUAGAUCGGAAGCUCUACGGAAUCAGGUCGGCGAUCAAAACCCAUUCUUUCUGGAAUGUCAGAGGAAGCUGGGACACAAGCUGCCAUUAGGGGCAUACCUCCUUAAACCUGUACAGCGAAUCACAAAAUACCAGCUCUUACUCAAGGAAAUGCUGCGGUUUUCUGAGCAGGACCCCACAUGCGAAGCUCAUAUACAGGAAGCACUCGACUCCAUGUUGGAUGUUGUACGAUUUGUUAAUGAUAGCAUGCAUCAGGUGUCGAUCGUCGGAUUUCCUGGAAACUUAUCUGAUCAGGGGAAGUUACUCAUGCAGGGAGGAUUCAAUGUGUUAACAGAACAUCAGCGUGGACGAAUCAAAGACCUGCGAUUUAAACCAAUGCAGAGACACAUGUUUUUAUAUGAGAAAUCUAUAUUAUUGUGUAAAAGAAAAGAAGAAGUUGGUUUAUCAUCUGAAAAAGGAGUUUAUAGUUUUAAAAACCUUUUAAAACUUUCACAAGUUGGUCUCACAGAGAAUAUCAAGGGAGAUAAGAAGAAGUUUGAGUUAUGGUUACGAGGACGAGAAGAGGUUUAUAUCAUUCAGGCACCCACACUGCCUUGUAAAGACAUGUGGGUGAAGGAGAUCAAACGGGUUCUAAUGAGCCAGUUUGAUCAGCUGAAAAGUAAGUUUGAUGUUGACCAUUUAAAUCUGGUAGGGAAAUCUGAAGAAGACCUACAGCAUUUAGGAGAGGAUGGACCGUGCAAUAAUUCCAGAUAUGUAGACAAUUGGAGGACAAACAGACAGACAUCAUGUAACAACAAUGCUCCGACUGUGCCACAGGGACUGGAGAUGAUGUCUCCGGAGUCUCCCCCUGCCCCACCUCAUGAGGACGACGGAUGGUCCAGCGGAGAGUUCACCAACUCCGACGAGGAGGAGUGUAGAGGUCGUGACAGACGGGGGUCGGAGCCAUCUUACCUGCAGCAAUAUCAGUCCAUUGGAGACUUUCACGCCAGUGAUGCCAAUGAAGUCAGCAUGCGAGAGCGCGACGUUGUGGAGAUCAUACGAACGGGGUCAACGGGUUGGUGGUACGCCCGCCAUCUGUCGACCAAUCAGGAGGGUUGGGUACCGUCCACGUACCUCACUCCCUAUAAAAGGCGAAGUUCACAGUCCCAUUUUUCCAUGUCAAGUAUUGAUUCUAGUAGUCAGGAACAUAUGACAAGUAAAUCGAGCUUGGCAAGUGCUUACAGUUCCAACAGCCCAAUGAAUGAAACUUCAAUUUGAUGAAGAAUUACCUCCCUUUCUACAGGAGUAGUGUCCCUUGGACAUGAACAGUCUCAGUCAGACAGAGAGGAAUUUUCCUAGAAGUGUUCUACUAGUCAUUGAUUUCGAAAUGUAUAUUUUGUAUGUGUAAACAAAGCAAACCUGUAACCGAACGUCAGUCAAGUUCAAGGUCACUGGGAUAGAUUGACAGCCAUUUGUCAAAAUGUCUCAAACUUAUAAAUUCUCAUCUAAUCAAAUGCCGAGACAUCAAAUGGAAUUUAGCAUCAUCUCCUUGACCUCAAGUGUGUAUGACAAGGAUAGAUGUGAUUAAAGUGCUAAUCUUGUCUGAGACAGCUGAAGGAAAGCAUGUUUCCUCAAAGAAUUUCUAAAAUAUUCAGGGUAGGAUUCCUGCUACUGGAUUCUACUAACAAUUGCCCCAAGGAUUUUUCUGUGUAAUCUUCCGACAGCACAUCCUUAAACAAUAUUAAGAUGGAUUAUAAAUGACAUCAAUUUCUGUGCUAUUUAUAACUAUGAAAUAUUAGUUGGCAUAGAUCUGCAUAAGUCCUCGUCAGUGGAAUCUCAUUUGUAUGGCAGAUUUGUAUGUGUUCAUCGUCUUACAAAUAUCAGAAGUAUUCUUGGAGAUAAAAUAACAACUAUGAGGUAUAGAAAUGUCAAAUAGCAGGAAUAGUGCAAACAAUUUUCCAUAGGAAGGAAUUGCAUUGAUACAAAGCUAAUGACAAGCAAGUGUGUGAAUUCAGUUUAGAUGGUCAGCCAAAGUGUCUCUUAAUUGGACUUUCCUUGUGUUCGAUUGUUGAUUGAUUUUACAUUUCGACUUACAAACAAAUGUUUUACCUCAUCGAUGAGUCUGCAACACAAAUGUGCUGUUUUUCAUCAGUGGGAAGCAGUCACAAUGUUAUGGAGAAGAUACAUGCUUUAAACUUGGAAGCUCACUGAAACUUUCAUGAUUAACAUCAUCCAAAAUCUUGCUGAAAAUGAACUGAGUCAGUCAGAAGCUGAUGUGAUUUUCAGAUUUCCAUUUCCAUUACAUAUGUGGUACACAAAUUUUGUUGUCUCUUAUAAAUACUCUGACUGUAUACGAAGCUGUAUAAUACAGGACUUAUAAAAGUAAUCCCUACAAUUGGAGGUAAUUAGGGAGGAGAGGUGUGGAUGUAUGUACUGAGCCUCUGAAGUAACCCCAGGAGUAGAUCUACAACACUAGAUAUCUACACAGAUAUUCAGGAUACCAGUUCUAUGGACCUGGAUUUUCUUUUCUGUAGCUGUCAAAACUUUCUUGAUGGAUUUCGCGGGAUAAAUUAAGACAAAAAAAUUCAGGAUGUGCAUUCAUUGGACCAGAAAUUUUCCUUCCCAAAACAUCAUUGCAGGAUAUCUAGAAGUAAAUUAUGAUACAUCUACCCUGUAAUUCGAGAUCCUAGAUAUCCUUAAAACAGACCUCAGGGUAUCCAUUAAUGAGGUAUAAUAUUUAGGAUUUUAUUUGUACCAGAAACCUUGGGAUAUCUGUGAAGUAAAUUAUCAGAUAUCUUCCUGAUAUCAUGGAUAUCCUAGUCUACAGCAGAUUUCAGGAUAUUAUAACUGAGAUACAAAUAUAUAAUAUACUAUAAUUCUUAGGAUGUUCUAUGUACAGGAAACAUCAGGAUAUCUGUGCUGUACGUCACCUAUACCGGAGAAUUCAGCAUUUAUAUGCUGAAAGUCAAUGGAUGAUAUAGUCUUCAGGAUAUCUCUGUAGGAGAAUUUAGAUAUCCUAUCUGAAACUGCCAUUAACGUUUCCUUUAUAGAAAAUAAGGAAUUUCAUGAGAGGAGAACAGUGUGUUUGAGCUGAGUUUCACAAGCGAAUGGUAUGUCAGAUUGUUUUAGCACUCUUAAACAUUUGAACAUGCAUUUGGACUAUUUAUAGUUCUACAGUCAAGUGAAUGAUCAGAAUAUUUAAAUAUAGUGCUAGAGUCAAUGAGAGGCUCAGAAUAUUCAAGUGUAGAUUUACAAUCGAAUAGAGGAUAAGAAUGUUAAGUGUAGUUCUACAGUCAGAUAGGGGCUCAGAAUAUUUCAGUUUUACAGUCGGAUAGAGGCUCAGAAUAUUUCAGUUCUACAGUCAGAAAGAGGCUCAGAAUAUCUACAGUCAGAAAGAGGCUCAGAAUAUCUACAGUCAGACAGAGGCUCAGAAUAUCUACAGUCAGAUAGAGGCUCAGGACAUUUUAGUUCUACACUGUCUACAGUCAGGAAAAAUAGCUUA